Phacochoerus africanus (Common warthog) is the source of this 936-nucleotide messenger RNA. RefSeq names its product olfactory receptor 51B2-like. Gene Ontology annotation, molecular function: olfactory receptor activity; G protein-coupled receptor activity. Gene Ontology annotation, biological process: G protein-coupled receptor signaling pathway. NCBI's taxonomy places the organism in Eukaryota, Metazoa, Chordata, Mammalia, Artiodactyla, Suidae. The record is from RefSeq and is a predicted model, not a curated record. Gene Ontology annotation, cellular component: membrane.
AUGUCCAGUAAGUCCUCUGCUGCCCGCUUUGUGCGGACUGGCUUCCCAGGUCUGGAGGCAGCUCACCCCUGGGUCUCCACCCCCCUGCUGGUGGUCUACGUCUCGGUGCUUCUCGGCAACGGCUCCCUCCUCUACCUCAGGGGGGAGCACGGUUUCCACGAGCCCAUGGACUAUUUCCUGGCCAUGCUGGCCGGCACGGAUCUGACCGUGACACUGGCCACGAUGCCGACUGUCCUGGGUGUCUUGUGGCUGAAUCAGCGAGAGAGAAGCCACGGGGCCUGCUUCCUGCAGGCCUACUGCAUUCACUCCCUUUCCAUCGUCGAGUCGGGCAUCCCGCUCGCCAUGGCCCGUGACCGUUUCAUUGCCAUCUGCCAUCCCUUGAGACACGCGGCCGUCCUCACCAACACGCGUGUGGUCAGGGUAGGGAUGGGAGCUUUUAUGAGAGGUUUUCUAUCCAUCCUGCCUGUGAUCCUGCGUCUUUUUUCUUUUCCAUACUGCCGCUCUCACGUCCUCGCCCACGCUUUCUGUCUCCAUCAGGAAGUCAUGACCCUGGCCUGUGCUGACACCGCUUUCAAUAGACUUUACCCCGUAGUUCUCAUUUCCUUCACAGUCUUCCUGGAUGCUCUCAUCAUUCUCUUCUCGUACAUCCUCAUUCUUAAGACAGUCGUGGGCAUCGCCUCCGGGGAGGAGCGAUCCAAGGCCCUCAAUGCCUGCAUCUCCCACAUCGGCUGUGUCCUCAUCUUCUACGUCACUGUGACCGGUCUGUCGUUCGUCCACAGGUUUGGGCGGAAUGUGCCACAAGUGGUGCACGUGACCAUGAGCUACAUCUACUUCCUCUUCCCCCCCUUAAUGAAUCCUAUCAUCUACAGCAUCAAGACCAAGCAGAUUCAGCACGGCAUUCUCCGCCUUUUAUCUAAACAUAGGCUGAGACGUUAA